UGCACAUGCCUCAAGUGCACUAUUAUCUUUGUCGGUUUUGGGAUUGCCUGUGUCCGUCGUAAUAUUGCGAGCUUUUACCCAAGUCCCAUUAUCGUGCAUCAAGUUGUUUUUCCUUUUGCAUUUCUUGUGUGCUUAUAAUUCCAGACAAGACUUGCUAGGCUGCAUCUCAUAGGAUGAACAUGUCUGUGAGAAAUCGUAACAAGUUUACCCCAGAGAAGAACACGACAAUGUCUAUUAAAGAGAAGACGACUAGCAUUUCAAGAGCCUUUCUCGUUAUCCGGAUGCUCUUCUUUACCACUGUGAUCGCGUUAAGUGUUCUAAUUGCAACAGUUAUGGUCAAUAACACAACAGGCUGGAUUUCUCCCCACCACAGUACCAACCUUUUGGACAAGCUUUCUUUAAGCCUUGGCCUUCAGGAGCAUGUUUACACGGUUGUUAUUGAUGCUGGUAGCACAGGCUCAAGAGUGUUGGCAUUUACCUUUCAUCGGUCGUUAUCAGGUAAAUACAAAGUCCAUGAUAUUGUGCCUUCUCAGCUAUCUAACUAUAAACAAUUACUUCUUGUAGACCGAAGCGUAAAGCUAGACCAAGAAUUCUAUUCACAUAUCAAACCCGGAUUGUCUUCUUUUGCUGAUGAUCCUAAGAAAGGAGCUGAUUCAAUAAAACAACUUUUAGACAAGGCCAAAAUGGUUGUACCUCCACACCUUUGGCACCAAACACCCCUAGUCCUGAAGGCAACAGCCGGCUUGAGACUUUUACCUGCUGAAAAAGCAAAUCUUAUUCUUGAAGAGGUUCGACGAGUGUUUGAAGAAUCUGGAUUCAUGGUGACUCAACGUUCGGUGAGCAUCAUGGACGGCAUUGACGAGGGAUUGUUUUCUUGGUUUACCAUCAAUUUUCUUCUCGAUCGUCUGCAACAUCCUGAGCAAACCGUGGCAGCACUGGACUUGGGUGGAGGUUCAACACAAAUUACUUUCGUUCCCAAAGAAAAAAGUACAAUGGGAGCCCCUCAAGGAUUUAUCCAUCAAGUAGCCACCCUUCAUCAAAAGAUUGAUGUCUACUCAUUUAGUUACCUUGGGUUAGGAUUGAUGGCAGCGCGAAAACAAAUUCUGUCGGCUGGCCAAGCCGAAGGAGAAUCGGAACUGCGUUCACCUUGCAUCAACCCUAUGGUAAAGAAAGGUUGGACUUAUAGUGGCGUUAAUUACAUUGUGAAAGGAACUCACGAUGUUGACGUCGAGAAAAUCCCUCUGUCCGAGUGGCAAAAGAAAGGCGGUGUGCCUAAAGCUGAUUUUGACGAGUGCCUCAGACUCAGUCGUAGUCUUCUAGAAACUUCUGUGCAUAAACCUGCCGAGCUCAACGACCGCGAAGUGUUGGCCAUUUCGUAUUAUUACGACAGAGCCAGCGACCAUGGUUUGAUAGACUCAUCUGAAGGGGGAGUGUUGACCAUAAAAGAAUUAUUUAAAAUGGCAGAACAAAUUUGUGCCGUCCCGAACCCCGACCAAGCUUUUGCCUGCUUGGAUAUGACCUAUAUUUCUGCCUUGCUUCACCAUGGUUUCGGUUUAGCCACCGAUACCAAACUACAGCUGAGGAAGAAGAUCGACGGCUACGAGACCAGUUGGGCUUUAGGUGCAGCUUUCCACGUUUUACAUAACGGAAUUUAAAGUGCCAGUGAUAGUGCCGUAUCAUACGAUGAUGAGUAAGAUUUUCGUUUUGAACGAGGCCAAGAAAUCUUAACUCUCGGUUUCUCUCAUUGUGUUAUUGAACUUGAGAAUGUUCAUGUGCCUUCCUCUCUGUAUUGUUGGUCAACUACAUUUUUCUCCCCGCUUCCAUUGGUUGCUCCUCGUAUUUUUUCCAUAGUCUGCCCCCUUUUUUUUAUUUUUAACAUUCCUCAACGGCGCUUGAUGUUUGCAACCAAGUGCAAUGCUAUAAGAGUCGACCUUCCCAAAACACCAAUUUCCGUUUGUUCUUUGUUGUCAUUUUAAUUUUUCGCUUAGUCGUAAUUUUUGGAGAUCAAGUAGUCUUGGCUUUUCCUCACAUUUACGUGGUUGGUUACAGCUGUUUUUAAUCAACUGUAAAUAUACGAUAGUUUGAAGGUCAUGGGUCAUGAAAUAAAUAAUAUAAUGAACAGUU
Daphnia magna is the source of this 2124-nucleotide messenger RNA. RefSeq names its product ectonucleoside triphosphate diphosphohydrolase 5-like. The record is from RefSeq and is a predicted model, not a curated record. NCBI's taxonomy places the organism in Eukaryota, Metazoa, Arthropoda, Branchiopoda, Diplostraca, Daphniidae. Gene Ontology annotation, cellular component: membrane. Gene Ontology annotation, molecular function: UDP phosphatase activity; GDP phosphatase activity. Gene Ontology annotation, biological process: nucleoside diphosphate catabolic process.